AUGGAAAAUAUGCAACAAAUACCACCAAUAACAAUACUAAACAAAGGCGAAACAUACUUUAUAAACAGAGCUGUAGAUACAACAAACACAAAACAAUCAACAAACGAAGAUCGUGACUGCUCAGUUAUAAAUGAAGUAGAAAUGGAAAUUACACAAAAUAAUGACGAAAAGAAUAAUAUCAAGGGCUAUCGAAACAGAAAGGCAACAAUGGCUAUAGGAAAUUCCUCUACAAAACUCCUUCAGCUCACUGCCAGAAGAGAUUCAGACCCAGCUGAAAAUCCAAUAACACACAUUCCUAAACCACCACCAAUCUACAUAGAUGCUAAAAUAAUAGACCCCCUAAUUGAUCUGUUAAACAGCACGGCAGGAAAAGAAAAUUACACCAUUAAACAACUUAAAUUCGAUCAGACAAAUACAAGUAACAUAUACGAGGAAUUAGCCAAAGUCGGACAUCAGAUAAGAACAAUAAAUAACAUAACCAGAUAUGAUACUAAACAACCAUUACCGCUAUUUCUAAUAGAACUUGAACCUAAAAACAAUAACAAGGAAAUUUUCGAAGUUAAAAAAGUUCUAAACACAAUAAUUACAGUCGAGCCACUGAGACACAAAAAAGACAUACCGCAAUGUAUGCGGUGUCAAAAAUAUGGAUAUACAAAAAAUUACUGCAACAGAAACCCGACGUGUGUCAAAUGGGCAGGAAAACACCUAACAAUGAACUGCCCACACACGGGAAAAACAAACUAUAUAAACUGUUACAACUGCAGUGGAAACCACUCAGCCAGCUACAAAGGCUGUAUAGUUAGAAAACAACUUCAACGUAAACUGUCUCCGCCGCUUCGAAACAGGACAUACAAUAACUAUCACAAACAACAAGACAGCGCAGAAAUUGAGACAUCAAGAAAUGUACAGCACGUAACGAAUAUCAACCAUAAUAAUACCAAUACCAACGGUAGCCGAAGCUACGCGCAAGUAACCAAACAAUCAACACCCUUAGACAAUCAAAACCAGAAUAACAUGAAUGACGCUACAGAAACCAAAGAACUACUAAAGCAAUCCAUCAAGAAUACUGAAAUGUUAGCAAAAAUGAUAAGCGAACAAAACGCAGUCCUCAGACAGCAAACGCAACAAAUCAUAGUCAUCCAAGUUAGUAAGGAAUAUAUCCAAGCAACCACCGUUACAGUCCAAACUAGCAGCAACUAUUUACAGCUAUCAGCAGUAUAUGUACCACAGCGACACAAAAUUACAUCACAAAUGUGGGAAGAGUACUUUCAACAUUUAGGUGACAAGUCUAUCGCAGCGGGAGACUACAACUCAAAGCACACACUAUGCGGAUCAAUAAUCACUACACCUCGAGUUACAAAGGGACUAAACGCAAAUAAACUAAAUACAGCACCCAGCCUCGAGCUUACCUCCGAUCAUACACCCAUAAUAAUUACAUACAGAAACAAACCAAUACUUCACAACAAUUCAGAGACAUGCAAUAAAACCACCAAAAUGGCAAACAUUCAAAGAAAUAAUCGAGAGCAAAAUCAACUGCAACAUACCAUUGAAAACACCCGAACACACCAAACAGGCAGUAACAGUAUUGACAGAAACUAUCCAAGAAGCAGCAUGGACAACCAUUAUACCUGA
This is a messenger RNA of Bombus huntii, 1632 nucleotides long. RefSeq names its product serum response factor homolog B-like. Bases 1 to 1632 code for a protein of 543 amino acids. NCBI's taxonomy places the organism in Eukaryota, Metazoa, Arthropoda, Insecta, Hymenoptera, Apidae. The record is from RefSeq and is a predicted model, not a curated record. The transcript has 5 exons.